Messenger RNA from Rotaria sp. Silwood2, 2325 nucleotides. The record is from the annotation of a GenBank genome assembly. NCBI's taxonomy places the organism in Eukaryota, Metazoa, Rotifera, Eurotatoria, Philodinida, Philodinidae.
AUGUCUGGUAUUAAACGAACACGACCAGAUGAUACUCCAUCUGUCCAACCUCAAACAACAGCAGAUAAAAUAUCAUCAAAAAUUGAAACAUCAUCAACCUUUGUUAGUAGUAUCGAAGAAGAAUACAAUUGUCCGAUCUGCUUUGAAUUAAUCAGUGAAGCAUAUGUUUCUCGAUGUGGACAUAGUUUCUGUAGUAAAUGUCUUCAACGAACCGUUGAAUCUCAUCGUCGAUGUCCAAAGUGUCAAUUAAGUCUUCAACCAUCCGAAAUUUUUCCUAAUUAUACAUUAAAUUCAAUAAUUGAAAAAUAUCGUCAACAACGUCCAUUACCUCAAACAUUUGCCAAAUAUGGCAGUAUUGUUGAACAUAUUUCUGAUAUGGUAACAAAUAUUCAUACAUUAAAUGCACAAGAUCUCGAUCGAUUGAUAUCUGUUAUUCGUCAACAUAAAGAAAAACUUGAUUCAAAUAAUGAAUAUAUUCAUAAUCGUUUACUUGAAAUAUUUUUAACACAUGUUCAUCAUGAACGAAGUGGAGCAAUUGAAUCAUUAUCAAAAGAAUUAAAUAUUGUUGAUCAAGAUUUAACACAAAUGAAUAAACGACAAAAAUGUUCAUCAUCAUCGUCGAAUAUAAAUAUUUCAACAAAUACAAAUGUUAAACAAACUAUAGAUGAUAAUCUAUUAAUAUCAUCAAAAUCAACAAAUAAUAGUAAAGAAGAUUUAUCAUCAUCAUCAUCAUCACCAUCAAAUGAUAUAACUAUUGUUAAUGAUACUGUACCGAAUUGGAUACAAUCAGGAGGACAAGAUCUUCGAGCAACACCUGAUAUGAAAACAGAGAAACAAGAUGCAGUACCAACAACAAGUUCAUCAACAACAACAACAACAGCUGCUUCAAGAAUUGUAUCAACUGGUGCUAUUGUUCCUGAAGAAACAAAUCAAUAUGAUGAUAUAGAAAAUCGAACAAAAAUAAUGAUGCGUUUUAUGGAUGAUUUAACAAAUAUUUAUUUUUCAACAAGAAAUUCUUUGAGAUUAACUGUUGACAAUGAUGGAUCAUGGACUGGCGAUAGUGGUUUAGGUACAUUUCGUGAUAGUCUUGCAGCUGUAACAAAAUAUUCUCGUUGUAAACCAAUUGCUACUGUUAAUUUUGUUGGAGAAAAUUUUGCUCAAGCUAGCAUUGUCUCAAGCAUUGAAUUUGAUCGUGAUUAUGAACAUUUUGCUGUUGCUGGUGUUUCAAAAAAGAUUAAAUUAUAUGAAUAUCAAUCUGUAUUGGAUAAUUCUGUUGAAUUACAUUAUCCAACAAAAGAAGUUGCAUGUACAGCUAAAUUAAGUUGCAUUAGUUGGAAUCCAUAUUUAAGAAANAUGAACAAAAAUCAACAUUCCAUGAACCUUUUUCAUAAACUUUUUUUUUUACUUGAAAUGUUCGAACAUUUUGCUGUUGCUGGUGUUUCAAAAAAGAUUAAAUUAUAUGAAUAUCAAUCUGUAUUGGAUAAUUCUGUUGAAUUACAUUAUCCAACAAAAGAAGUUGCAUGUACAGCUAAAUUAAGUUGCAUUAGUUGGAAUCCAUAUUUAAGAAAUUAUUUGGCAUCAAGUGAUUAUGAUGGAUUUGUUACUAUUUGGGAUAUGGCUACAGCACAAAAAGUUCGAACAUUUCAAGAACAUGAAAAACGUUCAUGGAGUGUUGAUUUUUGUUCAUCGGAUCCUAAAUUACUUGCAUCUUGUUCUGAUGAUUGUCGAGUAAAAAUUUGGUCAAUGCAUAAUGAUUAUUCUGUUACAACAAUUGAUGCUAAAUCAAAUGUUUGUUGUGUUAAAUUUAAACCAGAUUCUCAAUAUAAUAUUGUCUUUGGCACAGCUGAUCAUAAUUUAUAUUAUUUUGAUUUACGUAAUACACGUGAACCUUGUAAUUUACUUAAAGGACAUAAAAAAGCUGUAUCAUAUGCACGAUUUUUAUCAAAUAAUGAAAUUGUCUCAGCAUCAACAGAUAGUCAACUUCGUUUAUGGCGUGUAACUGAAGGACAAUGUUUAAGAACAUAUCGUGGACAUGUUAAUGAAAAAAAUUUUGUUGGUUUAGCAGUUUCAUCGGGUUAUAUUGUGUGUGGUAGUGAAACAAAUACAGUACAUUUGUAUCAACGUGAAAUUUCUCGACCUUUACUUAGUUAUAAAUUUGAUGAUCAAAAUAAUGGAACAGUUAAAACGGUGACAAAUACAACGGAUCGUGUGAAAAAAGAUGAAGGUGGAUCAGAAUUUGUCAGUGCGAUGUGUUGGAGUAAUCGUGAGAAUAUUUUAUUAGCAGCAAAUAGUCAAGGUGUUGUUAAAGUAUUGGAAUUGGUCUAA